This is a messenger RNA of Symsagittifera roscoffensis, 867 nucleotides long. RefSeq names its product serine/threonine-protein kinase Nek4-like. The coding region runs from base 7 to 867 and encodes 286 amino acids. The transcript has 6 exons. Gene Ontology annotation, biological process: protein phosphorylation. Lineage: Eukaryota; Metazoa; Xenacoelomorpha; Acoela; Convolutidae. The record is from RefSeq and is a predicted model, not a curated record. Gene Ontology annotation, molecular function: protein kinase activity; ATP binding.
ACCGCGAUGGCUGAUCGAUACGAGAAGAUUGAAAAGAUAGGAGAGGGGAGUUAUGGCCAAGUAUGGAAAGUCAAAUUGAGAGACGAUCCAGCCAACUCCAAAAACAAGUUCGUUCUGAAAUUAAUCAGGCUGGAGAAAGCGAACAAGAAGGAAAGAGAGUAUGCGGAACAAGAGGUUAAACUUCUCAAGACACUCAGUCACCCCAACAUAGUCUCAUUCAAGGAUCACUUCUGGUAUGACUCGAAACAGACGCAGCUGGGGAUAGUGAUGAGUUUGUGUGAGGGGGGAGACCUCUACAAGGUGCUGAAGAGCAAGAAGGGAGGGGGAAAGUUAAGCGAACAUGAAGUGAUGCAGUGGUUCAUUCAGAUUGCACUCGCAGUUCAGUACCUCCAUAGCAAAAACAUUCUGCACCGUGACCUCAAAACCCAGAACAUCUUCCUCACCCGAUCCAACCUAGUUAAAUUGGGGGACUUAGGGAUUGCGAGGGAGUUGAAAGAGGACGAGAUGGCCAGCACCCUCAUAGGCACCCCAUACUACAUGAGUCCAGAGAUAUUCCAGAACAUUCCUUACAGCUAUAAGUCCGACAUUUGGUCUCUUGGCUGUAUCCUGUAUGAGAUGACGUCACUCAAACAUGCCUUCACAGCCCACGCAUUCAGCUCACUAGUCCAUAAAAUCAUCAACGGAGAGCCUCCAAAAAUGCCGACUGGCUACAGUAAAGGUGUGUGUGACUUGAUCUCCCGGAUGCUGAACAAAGAAAUAGAUGCCAGACCAAGUGCCAGGGACAUCCUGCAGACACCGUUUGUACAGGAAAAAAUCAAGAAGUUUUUGGAGGACUCACAAUCCAAACAGAAACGGCCCAGCAGGUAA